Molecule: messenger RNA, 1071 nt
Organism: Pichia membranifaciens NRRL Y-2026
Lineage: Eukaryota; Fungi; Ascomycota; Pichiomycetes; Pichiales; Pichiaceae
Exons: 1
Coding region: 1-1071 (356 amino acids)
Biological process (GO): regulation of protein phosphorylation
Cellular component (GO): nucleus; cAMP-dependent protein kinase complex
Molecular function (GO): cAMP-dependent protein kinase regulator activity
Source: RefSeq, a predicted model, not a curated record
AUGUCCAGCGAUCAGGUCUUCUCCUUCCAGUCGAAGGCGCCCUCCUUCAAGAACUCGUUUGAUCCGUCGUCGGACCCGCUCGACCCACACUCCAAGGCGGUGUCGCAGCCCCCACAGCCGCCAUCGCAAGCACAGGCGCAGCCAGCGUCGCAGCAGGCGGCGCCUGCGGCAGGCCUCAAGUCCUUCUUCGGGGUCGGCGCAGCCAACGACGGCGCCAGCAACUUCAACUUCAACGCCCACAGAAGAGUUUCCGUGUCCGCAGAGGCGCUGAACCCAAACACGUUCAGCAAGGACAACUGGAAGCCGCCGGUGCACCAGCUCUCGCACGACCAGUUGACCCGGUUGAACGCCAGCGUCAUCAAGAACUUCCUCUUCAGCCAGUUGGACGAGGACUCCCUCCGCACAAUCAUCUUCGCCCUCGAGGAAAAACGGUGCCCGAAGGGCUUCGAGAUCAUCAAGCAGGGCGACGAGGGAGACUUCUUCUACGUGCUCGAGAAGGGCACGGUCGACUUCUUGGUCGACGGCAAGGUCGUCAACACCUCCAGCGACGGCUCCUCCUUCGGCGAGUUGGCCUUGAUGUACAACUCCCCGCGUGCCGCCUCGGUGAUAGCCACGUCGGAGUGCAUCCUCUGGGCCUUGGACAGAAUGACCUUCCGGAGAAUCCUCUUGGAGGGCACCGCCAAGAAGCGCAGCUUGUACGAGAACUUCCUCAAGGAGGUCCCUGUCCUACAAUCCCUCUCCCCCUAUGAGCGCUCCAAGUUGGCUGACGCCCUCAACACAGAGAGCUUCAAGACGGGCGAAAACGUUGUCUCCGAGGGCGAGGCCGGCGAGAACUUCUACUUCAUCGAAGAUGGUGACGCAGAGGUGAUUAAAGAAGGCCACGGCCUCGUCACAACCUUGAAGAAGGGUGACUACUUUGGCGAGUUGGCCUUGCUUUACGAUUCCCCAAGACAGGCAACUGUGAGAGCCCUCACGCCUUUGAAGGUCGUCUCUUUGAACAAAAGCGGCUUUCAGCGUUUGUUGGGCCCGGCGGUGGACGUCUUGAAGUUACAUGAUCCAACCAAAAACUGA